Molecule: messenger RNA, 13019 nt
Organism: Phaedon cochleariae (mustard beetle)
Lineage: Eukaryota; Metazoa; Arthropoda; Insecta; Coleoptera; Chrysomelidae
Source: the annotation of a GenBank genome assembly
GUUGAAUUCACCAAACAUUUCAAUAAUAAUAAUAAUGAAAGUUUAUAUUUCCUCAUAAACAAAUCUUUGGAAGUCUUGAAUAAUGUGAGGAGCCCAUAGAUUGUGAGUUGGCAUUCCAAAGGUGAUGAUUCAAACUGCAAUUUGAGAAAGAGAAUUGUCGAAAAUGUUGGAUUCUUCCCCUGAAGAUGAAGACUUUCCAGGUCGUCUUCUACACCAGGCUGCCCUAUGGGACAACACAGAAUUGCUAGAAGACCUCCUGGCAGGGGGUCAACAGAGUUUUAUAAAUUCUCAGGACAGCUGGGGCAGGACCCCUCUACAUGCAGCAGCUAUAACUGAAAAGUCCAAAUGCCUAGAGAUUCUCCUCAUUUCUGGGGCAGAUCCAAAUAUUCGUUGUGGGCCAAGAGGAGAAAAUAAGACUCCUCUACAUUUGGCUUCAGAACAUGGUCAUUGCAGAAAUAUCUCUACUCUUUUGCAAUAUAAUGCCAAUCUCCUAUUAGGAGACUGUAAUGGCAUGACUGCUACUGAUUUGGCUGAUAAAGGUGGUCAUAUGGAUUGUGUGAGUUUACUGAAGGAAGCCUUUGAUGCCAAAGAGAAAGCAAGACUGGACAUCCACGGGGCUAUCAGGGACGCCUGCACUCGUGGAGAUGUCAAUUCGGUACAACAGAUUUUGGUCUCGCUACAAAAAGAUGCCGAACUUAUCGUCAACAUGGCGCCUAGCGGAGCUAACACUCUUUUAUUCACAGCCUGUCAGAUAGGUAACAGAGAUAUAGUGAAGAUUCUGUUAGAUAACGGAGCUGACGGUAGAUGUCACUCUGUUACGAAAUAUUCCCCACUGUAUAUAGCUUGUUAUAGUGGCCACAGGGAUAUUGUGGAACUGUUGCUGAUAAGAUUUCCCGAAUUAGUACAGAUACACACUGUAGAAAGAUGGUUACCCAUACACGCAUGUUGCAUAAAUGGCAACGUUGCCGUUUUGGACUUGCUGUUCCACUUUCCUUACCCAUCUAAGAUGUUGAGAAAAUAUCGUGAUAAUUCGGAACAAUGGGAAUACCAAAUGCCAUUUGACGUGAACGAAAGGGACGCUACUGGGCAAAACAUACUGUACGUUGCCUCAUUGCUGGGCAACAAAAAAUUGUUAGACGUGAUACUCAAGUUUAGAGUAAAAGCUUCACGAAUUGCUCAGUCAGAGGAUGAUGAUUUGACACCUUGUUCAGAGAACAGUAAAAUAUUGAGCCCAACACGGAAAAGGAUAUCUGAUGGAAUCAUAUCUAUCAUGUCCAAAUUGAGUUUUUCCAGAGAAAAUUCUGCAGAAGAGUUGGACAAUGACCCAAAUACGAAGAUGAUAUGCCCUUUGAAAAUUGACAUGUAUUGCAACAACAAUACAGAAACUGCUCUACAUGCUGCUGUCAAAGGGAAACACUACGACAUCGUUUUAGUCCUGCUCAAAAAUGGGGCCAGUGCUAAUUCUCUCAUCAAGGCCUACCAUGAUAUUAACGAGAGUUCGGCAUGUUGUUCCGUCGAAGAUGACACGAAUUAUGGACAUUCCACCGGAUUGGUGGAGGCUUGCCGUAACAGGGACGUUCCCAUAGUAGAUUUGCUUUUAAAAUAUGGCGCUAGAGAUGACGAUUGUAAGGCAUUGUCAGUGGCUGUUGAUAAUAACGACGAAGCACUGAUUGCCAAAUUAUUAUCCACUAAAGCUCAUCCAGACCCGGAGUUCAAGAUAAACAAAAAAGCGAUGACCGAAAAUGUGAACUCCUCCCAAUUUACCAUAUUUUCCAAUAUCACUAACCUUACUUAUUCAUCGCUUUUUCCUAAUACUCCUACUAUGAUCAAUUGGCAUAAUCAAAAGUGCGAUUUGACCCAGAUAAAGACACAAUGGCUGACGGAUGCCGCUUUGCAUUUGAACCAGAAAUUGAAACAGAACCCUAGGAAUUAUGAUAUCGCCCUGUAUGCGAUUACCAGGCUGGAUAUAUCCAAUAACUGCUUGACUUCGGUUCCUCUAGCUGUAUUCCAGUUAUACAGUUCAAGGUACUUGAACAUGGCCCAGAACAGAAUAUCUAAAUUGCCUAUACCAGUGGCGUCGCCGGUGAAAAAAGGAUACAGAAAAAAACUAGCGAGAGAAGAAGACCAAAAGUAUUGUUGCCCAGUCUUGGAAGAACUGUAUCUGCAAGACAACAGAUUGGAUCAAAUCCCAGAGGCGAUUUUCAAACUACCCUCGUUGGUUACCCUCGUCGUCUCCAAUAAUAAGUUGCAGUAUUUGCCGUACAAUCUUUGGUUAGCACCAAAGUUGAAAGAAUUGAAUGCCUCCUUCAAUUUGUUGAAGGAAUUGCCAUCAGAGAAUAAGGAGGAUCUUGACAGAAUGAGUGUGAGCUCUAGUGACAGUCAGCUGUCAUGUCAUACGGAACCGGACUCGGAGUCUGAGCUCUCGGACUUUGAACUGGUGACCAAGUUGAAAGUUUCAGAGGAAGGUGUACAAUCUGUUCGAUACAGAAAAAAGGAACGUUCUUAUAUCCAACUGGAUUUGAGCAAGCACCACAUCUGGUCGAAAUCCGUCGAAGUCACCGAACAAAUUCUCCACAACGAUGACAACAUAACGGAACAUUGCUCCCAACUAUCUUCCCUCAAUCUCGCUCAUAACCUCUUCACCAGCAUUCCCGUCGUUCUGCCUUGCCUGGCUGUUAAUUUGACCAGGCUCAAUAUGGCCUUCAAUUCGCUGAGAUCGAUGAGUCACAUCACCGGCUAUCCGAGCUCGUUGAAGCAGCUGGAUUUGAGUCAUAACGAGAUCAGCGUGUGGCCGAGUCUGCCACAAGUCGAGGCUAGAGACGACAUGGAGCUGGCGAAUUUGGCGUGUUACGCUGCUGUGGGAAGCGGCUUCAGAGGGAAAACUCCGGAUAUCGUCGCAAGGAGACAGUCCAGAUCGGUGAGACAUAGCGUCUUGCAUUCCGUGUGUUCCCACAGAAGACAUUUGAGGUUAGAUAACUUGCGGACUUUAAUUUUGGCCGAUAAUAAAUUGACCAGGAUACAGUUAGCUACUGACGACGAUGGAGAUAUUAGUAGUACCGAUGAUGAAGAAUUAGAUCGGGGAUCUCAGAUCGGGAAAUCCAGGUUGAUGUUUCCGAAUUUGUCCAUGCUGGAUAUCAGUAACAAUAAUCUGAGGGAGAUACCGUUGAAUAUAAGUGAUCUCAAUAAUCUGUCGGUGCUGAACAUAAGUGGAAAUUUAAACAUAAACGAGCUGCCACCGCAGAUGGGCCUUCUCUCCCGUCUUUGGAACUUGAAUACUCGCGGUACGGAUCUGCAGGACCCCCUAAAGUCGAUGAUCGACGGCAAAAAGUACAAAACGAUGGACGUCAUCGGGUACCUCAAGUCGGUUCUCGAAGAUGCGAAGCCGUACGCUCGCAUGAAGCUGAUGAUCGUCGGGGUGCAGGGCAUAGGAAAGACGAGUUUGCUGGAGCAGCUGCGGCAGGAGGGAACGACGAGGAAACGGCCCGAGCACUGGGCGAAACGGAUGGGAAACAAAAACAUAAACGCCAAAACUUCACGUGGCACUAAUAUGUCCACAGUUGGCGUAGACAUCGGAGAUUGGGUGUACGAGAAGAAAGUAAGGAUGCAAUCCUCGCACGGACCUGUCGUAUUCAGAACCUGGGAUUUCGGUGGACAAAAAGAGUAUUACGCCACCCACCAGUAUUUCCUCUCGAAAAGAAGCCUAUACCUGGUGGUGUGGAAGAUACCGGACGGCCACCGAGGCAUCAACGAGAUCCUCCAAUGGCUGGUCAACAUCCAAGCGAGAGCCCCCAACUCCCCCGUGUUGAUAGUCGGCACCCACUACGACGUCGUACAGGAGUUCAACCCGAACAUGUCCGAGGAGUACCAGCAGAUUAUCCGGGACAGGUUCAUAAACAUCGUGGAUGCGGAAAAGUGCGGUUUACCGAGGGUUCUGGACACUAUCGAGGUCAGCUGCAAGACCAGGCACAACGUGAAGCUGCUGUGCAACUUGAUUUACGAUACGGUGUUCAGCCUCCGGCCGGCGGGCAGCAAGGAACUGCUGCUCGAGCACAAAGUCCCUGCCACUUAUUUGGCCCUCGAGGACGUCGUCAACGGCAUAGCGGCCGAGAGAAAGGCGAACGGGCUGGACCCGGUGCUGGACGCCGAGCAGUACCGACAGUCGGUCACUGUGGAGAUGCUGCAACGGUACAACAAGACGUUCCGGGAUUGGUCCGAGUUGCACCAAGCGACGUUGUUCUUGCACGAUAACGGUGUUCUGCUCCAUUAUGAGGACGCAACCCUCAAAGACCUCUAUUUUCUCGACGCCCAAUGGCUGUGCGAUAUGUUGGCCCACGUGGUGACCAUAAGAGAGAUAAACCCCUUUGCUCGAACAGGUGUUAUGAAACUGGACGAUCUGAAACACAUAUUCAAAGCCAGCAACAUCGGACCCAUAGAUACCAGAGGUUACAUCGUGAACCUCCUGAACAAAUUCGAGGUGGCCCUCACAUGGGACUCGAGGACGUUGCUGAUCCCCUCUCUGCUACCCUCCGAAGAGGACAUCCUGAUGGCGCAGAUCUACCCUGGCCAAUUCCAUCCGAUGGUGAGGGUGAAGGUCCCGCUGCGGUCCAGAGGAUGGGCAAUUAGGAACAAGAAGGUCACCGUCUCGCCCAAAAGCGUGCUUUAUAGGGAUUCCAGCGCAAACAGGGCUUUCGAGCUGAAUAUGCCUAAUAGUGUGGCAUCGCCAGCUAACAACGUUUCAGUCCCGGAUGACCCUCUUUACCGGCUGAAAACCCAAUCCUCGGACAAAUCCAUGACUCGCCUGCUCCUCAUGUCUUACUUCCCUUCGGGCUUCUGGUCCCGACUGAUUUCCCGGAUUUUGGCGGACGAUUCGAUCAUCGACAUCGUCCGGUCGUUCUUCAUGUUCCCGAAGGAGAUCGGCCAGGAUUUGGAGCUGGUGAAAGUGCUGGAUUUGAAGGCGGAAUGGGUGUUGUGGCAGACCGGUUUGCAAUUGAAGUACGGUGAUGUGACGCUGUUUAGGAUGAAGGAAGUUUUGCACAAUUCUGCGGCGUUUUAUAAACAAUUGAGAUUUCGUAUAAAACAAGAAGGCACAUGGUGCGACGUCGACCUACAAACCACUUCCAUCUUGGAAAUCCACUUUCCCGUGGAAUCUCUGGUGGUGGAACCCGCAUCAGCCGACGCAAAAAGCAAAGAUUUACUGGUGAUCGAACCAUCCACGGAAUGCACCGCCCAACUGUUGGCUUUGACCGUCGACCACAUCGACAUCCUGCUCGAGGAUUGGUACCCGACAUUAGGCACCAGGUUUGUGCACACUUCGGAGGGUAAAUUUCUGGUGACUCGAUUAGUGCCUUGUCCUCGAUGUUUGGCACAAGCAGAGGAUGGCGAGAAGAAUUUCAACGAGUUUCCACCGACGGUGGAUGUUGUGAAUCAGGAACAUGAGAAUGGAUUCGAUAUUUAUAGAACGCGAAAAUCACAGGAAUCUUACACUUCCGAAUGCGACAGCGGAGUUGGACAAGAAUCCGAAAGCUCUAGUAGAAUGCCAUCUGUGGAAGGACAUCCAGGCGUUGCCGCAGAAGACGAAAAACCGGUUUAUUACACUUGGAUGGUGGAGGAGUGCAUUUUGGAGGCGUACGGGAGCAAAAAAGUAGUUUGUCCCGCUCACGGGGACUGUCCUCUAUCUAGGAUAGCACCCGAUACGAUAUUCAUGGACUUGGGGGAACGGUACAUCAUCAAACCGGAGAACAUAAAGAAGGGUCGUCUGUUGGGCCGAGGCGCUUUCGGGUUCGUCUUCAAAGGCACUUGCCGUAUCAGAGGCUCCAACACGACCAUGGACGUGGCCAUGAAAAUGUUGCAGCCCGUCCAACCUGGGCCGAAUGCCAGACAAUCUGCCGUUAUAGCCUUCAAGGCAGCUCAAGGUAAAUGGGACAGAGACCCUUUGCAGUACGCUUGCAAGGCGUACUGCACCGCUCGACAAGAACUCAACAUCCUGUUAUCCUUGAAACACCCGAACAUCGUACCGUUCGUGGGCGUUUGCACCAGCCCUUUGGCCCUAGUAUUAGAUCUGGCCCCGCAGGGGGCGCUCGAUCUGGUAUUGAGGCACUACAGGCGGUCGGGGGCCAAAGUGGGCCCCUACACCCUACAAGCCAUCAUUUUGCAGGCUGCUAAAGCCAUCGAGUAUUUACAUCGCCAGCAUAUCAUCUACAGGGAUCUCAAGUCGGAAAACGUGCUGGUUUGGGAAAUGCCACCACCUUUCGUGGACCAUCCAGAUCAUCCGGUGCACAUUAAAGUCGCCGAUUACGGUAUAAGCAGGCUGACCCUGCCGUCCGGCACGAAGGGCUUCGGUGGCACGGAGGGCUUCAUGGCGCCGGAAAUCAUGCGGUACAACGGCGAGGAGGAGUACACCGAGAAGGUGGACUGCUUCUCCUUCGGCAUGUUCGUCUACGAGCUGCUGGCGCUGCGACAGCCCUUCGAGGGCCACGAGUCGGUCAAGGAGUGCAUCUUGGAAGGGGGCAGGCCGCCCUUGACUUAUCGCGAGACCUUGUACCCUAGCCACAUCCUCGACCUGAUGGUGCUAUGCUGGUCGCAGCAGCCGAAGGACCGACCGUCGGCUAGCCAGAUCGUCUCGAUAGCCAGCGCGCCGGAGUUCACGCACUUGUGCGACGUCGUCUCGUUGCGUCAUCAGGCGCCGGUGGUAGCGUCGGCCAGCGCCGCCUUGACCCACAUCACAGAUGAUGGCCUGUCGGGUUCAGAGAUGUGGUUGAUGUGCGCAAACUCCCGCAUCGACCUGUUGCUAGCAGCAGAACGCGGCUGGCUGCAAUACCACACGAUGACGCUGCCCGUUCGGCCUACGGCUGCCUGCACGGUCGCCGAGUCCGUCUGGAUAGGGGAUUAUUCUGGAAGGAUCCAUGCCUACUCUGCAAAUGACGGCCGAAAACUGUUCUUCUACACGCUGGACACCGAGGCGAACACCCAAGUGGAGGCCAUGCUGCAUCUGCCUCAGUUGAGGCGGGUGGCUUGCUCGCUGUCGAACGGCCGCCUCUUCUUGGUCAACUCGGAGGCGAAGCCUCUCACCCCCACCGCCGCCGAGGGUAGUUUCGUGAUGACCGAGCUAGGGUCCUCGUCCAUCGUCAAUUGUAUGUGCGCGGUGUUUAGACAAGAAGACGAUUCCUGCGAACUCUGGUGCGGCGAAUCUUCUGGCCAGAUCUCGGUGUACGUGAUCAAAGAUCACGUGGUGGUGGGUCACGAGGUGCUCAACCACUAUCGACCGCUCAUCGAGAAAGUGGACGUCACCAGCAUCAUAGCGGUGGAGAAGAACGUGUGGUCGUACGUGCGGCCCGGCUGUGUCGUCUACCAAUGGGACGCGAGGACGAAGGGCAUCGUGAACAAGCUGGACUGCAGCAAGCUGGUGCCCUGCUCGGAGAGUCUGAAGUCGAUAGCGAUCGAGGAGCAUCUGAGUCCGACGAAUUGCCAGGUGACUAGCCUCGCGUCCCUCAACGACGAGCUGUAUAUCGGCACCACGUGGGGCUGCGUCAUCGUCGCCGAACGUUUCACCCUUCGACCAAUCACAGUGUUCCGUCCCUACGAAGAGGAGGUGCGAGCCAUCGUACCUUUAUCCAACGACAAAUCUGCCCUCAUUGCCACCAUCGGCAAGGGUUACAGGAACCUUUUGGCGAGGUACGCAGACGUGCCGCAACAGGUGGCAGGGACGCCGCUGGUGAGCCCGAUGGCGGGGGGGAGUUGCGCAGUGGGGGGCAGGGCGAACAAUAUGUUCGUGUUGUUGUGGCGGGCGGAGCAUUGGAAUGCUGCCUAAUGGGGAAGUUUCCUUCCGAUGAAUUUUCAUGAAAUAAGUUCGGAACUUUCCAGUUCUACGUCCAUGCUGUACAGAAUAGCGACCGAUAGAGUCUAAGUCGUUUUUCUUUUUGAAAUUAAGGCAAUUUCUAAUUCUCGGGGUGGCAAUCUGUGACGUACAUUCUGAAUCUAGUCUGAAAAUAGCUGAUGGUGAAGAAUAUAGCUAGCGAAUAGCUAACCACAAAUGUACUCGGAGCAGGAAUGCAGAGGGUAGUCGGCUUCAUUCCGACAGGUUUUGGUUCUGUUAUUUAUGCAUUGAAAUAUCUCGAAUAGAGCUCGAUCCUAAACGGAAAUAUCAUUGAAUCAAUGAAUUACUAUCGGCUACAUUUAAUGAUACUAUUCUUCCUUAUUCACUGUCAUUGGUCAGAGCAGAAUGAAGCCGACACCCAUGGCUCCUUCCUCUGGUUGUGCCUGUCAGUCUACAACUUUCCUAGAAAACAGAUCCGUUAUCAUCAGUUUUAUUAAGGAACGAAGUCAUUAGCAAAAAAUGACUGACAAGUUAUGAAUAAUAUAUCGUGAAUAUAACGAUAGUGAAAAAUUAUAGAUACUAUCGCAAAAUGUCAUAAUUAAUCUUUAUUAGUAGUCAACUUCAUUCAGCCAAUGAGAGAUUUAUGGGAAUUAUUCAUAAUACUUGACAAAGUAUAUGAUUGAAGAACCUAUUAUAUCCCAUUUCUGUUUUGAUAUAGUUAUUAUACAUAUUGAUGAUGUUGGCAACGUUGUACUGCUAAUCGUAUUUUAACUCUGUGUGAAUAUGGAUUUUCAGAAAGUACGUCAUAGGAAUGGUGAAGGAGCCAGGUUCCUCUUUUAUUUAUUUUUUUAUGAAGUGAAAUUUGAUCUUACGAAAAAAAAUAAUGAAUGGUAGCGCACUUAACGAACUUAACGACAAUUUUUUUCAGCCACCUGUUCGACCGGAAGUGACCCCAACAUUUUUUUUUUAAAUGUCACUCUGUACAUUUCUUCAGUCUAUCUUUUUUGACUUGAAAUUCUCUAUCCAACCAUGUAUCACAAAGUGGCAUUUAUUUCUUGAUUCGCUGUUGAAUUGCUUUUUAUUCAAAAAGAAUAAGUUGGCUGUGACAUGAAUUCCAUGAUAUAUCGACACUUGGUGGGCUUUGAAAUUCAAAUAUCAUUAGUAAACCGAUAUUAUUCAAAAUUUUUCGAUAUUCUAAUCAAUGUCUGCAGGUUGUCAAUAUCUUGUUUGAGUCAAGAUGAAAACCUUCGAAAAUAACUCAUGAUAUUGAGGAAUCUAAGAUAGGAACAUAUUUUUUCGAAUUCAGCUACUCGUACAGAAACUAUCUGUCUUUUAUUUUCGCCAUGUACCUAUCACAUGAUCUUCCCAUUUGGAAUAAUAAAACUAAAAUUGUUCCUCUUAUACGAUGAUCCACAGGGCUAUCAGUCUAUUUUUUCAUGAUUAUUUCACUUAGUUGGCGGUGCACCUACACAAAAUGUUUGGUGUGUUUGACAGUUAAUCGAUUGCAUCAAUAAUUUUUCUUCUUCAUUUGUGUGUUGAUUGAAAUUGCAUAUUAACAACAUAUCGACUUUUUCGUUUCUUGAAUACAUUUAUUUAGGUUGGUUUACUAGAUCUGGUAACAUAUCUUAGGUUAGGUUACUAGAUCUGGUAACAUAUCUUAGGUUAGGUUACUAGAUCUGGUAACAUAUCUUAGGUUAGGUUACUAGAUCUGGUAACAUAUCUUAGGUUGGGUUACUAGAUCUGGUAACAUAUCUUAGGUUGGGUUACUAGAUCUGGUAACAUAUCUUAGGUUGGGUUACUAGAUCUGGUAACAUAUCUUAGGUUGGGUUACUAGAUCUAGUAACAUAUCUUAGGUUAGGUUACUAGAUCUGGUAACAUAUCUUAGGUUGGGUUACUAGAUCUGGUAACAUAUCUUAGGUUGGGUUACUAGAUCUAGUAACAUAUCUUAGGUUAGGUUACUAGAUCUGGUAACAUAUCUUAGGUUAGGUUACUAGAUCUGGUAACAUAUCUUAGGUUGGGUUACUAGAUCUGGUAACAUAUCUUAGGUUGGGUUACUAGAUCUGGUAACAUAUCUUAGGUUGGGUUACUAGAUCUGGUAACAUAUCUUAGGUUGGGUUACUAGAUCUGGUAACAUAUCUUAGGUUGGGUUACUAGAUCUGGUAACAUAUCUUAGGUUAGGUUACUAGAUCUGGUAACAUAUCUUAGGUUGGGUUACUAGAUCUGGUAACAUAUCUUAGGUUAGGUUACUAGAUCUGGUAACAUAUCUUAGGUUAGGUUACUAGAUCUGGUAACAUAUCUUAGGUUAGGUUACUAGAUCUGGUAACAUAUCUUGAGUUAGGUUACUAGAUCUGGUAACAUAUCUUAGGUUACUUUACUAGAUUUGGUAACAUAUCUCAGGUUAGGUUCGUUUCUUGAAUACAUUUUCCGUCUCUAUUGAUAAUAUGCAAUUUAAAUCAACACACAAAUGAAGAAGAAAAAUUAUUGAUGCAAUCGAUUAACUGUCAAACACAUAAAACAUUUUGUGUCGGUACACCGCCUACUAAGUGAAAUAAUUAUGAAAAAAUAGACUGAUAGCCCUGUGGAUCAUGGUAUAAGAGGAACAAUUUUAGUUUUAUUAUUCCAAAUGGGAAGAUCAUGUGAUAGGUACAUGACGAAAAUAAAAGACAGAUAGUUUCUGUACGAGUAGCUGAAUUCGAAAAAAUAUGUUCCUAUCUUAGAUUCCUCAAUAUCAUGAGUUAUUUUCGAAGGUUUUCAUCUUGACUCAAACAAGCUAUUGUCAACCUGCAGACAUUGAUUAGAAUAUCGAAAAAUUUUGAAUAAUAUCGGUUUACUAAUGAUAUUUGAAUUUCAAAGCCUACCAAGUGUCGAUAUAUCAUCGAAUUCAUGUCACAGCCAACUUAUUCUUUUUGAAUAAAAAGCAAUUCAACAGCGAAUUGAGAAAUAAAUGCCACUUUGUGAUACAUGGUUGGAUAGAGAAUUUCAAGGCAAAAAAGAUAGACUGAAGAAAUGUACAGAGUGACAUUUAAGAAAAAAAUGUUAGGGUCACUUCCGGUCGAACAGGUGGCUGGAAAAAAUUGUUGUUAAGUUCGUUAAGUGCGCUACCAUUCAUUAUAUUAUACCCUCUGUGAAUUUCAAGAUUUUAUCUCUUCAAAUAAAAAAACUACAGGCUGCUACAUGUCUCCUUUGUCACCCGGUAUAUUAACUUUUUACAAACUUCACAGUGGGGUAAGAACGUCAAUAUAGGAAACUUUCCCAUUAUUGUUAUGCGAACCUCUCACUGAUCUAUAGAGACAUAAAAAUGAAAGGACGAUGCUAGUUCCCAGUUUAACCCAUGAUUAUACAGGGUUUUCCAAUUAAGUCGGCACUAUUUCUAACUUGGUUAUUAUUGGAGCUACAACGUCGGUUAAAUAGACAAACGAGAAGUACUUUUUCCGUUGAUUAUGAUGAUGAAAUAGGAAGGAAAUCAACAUCGCAUGUUCACGAGUUAUGUCAAAAUGUAAAAUUUUUUUCAAAGGGUACACCCAGAAUACUAUAUUCUCAAUCGAUGGGAUAGUCGAUUCUGAACAAGAACAGUCCUGUAAACUUUUAUCCUAAAUUGAAAAAUGACUGAGCUAUCGACGAUUUCUUUCAACUUUUUUGUCAAAAGGAUAACAUAGAAUCCAGCUCUAAUAAAAUCUACAUCGAGUAUAUUGACAUACGUUCUAACAGGAUGGCAAACCACAGAAGGAAAACCAGUACUGACGUUUAUAAAUACUGCUCAGGUGUCUCAACUAAUUUUAAUGCUCUUUCAUUUUGGUGUUUAUAGAUCACUGAGAUAUCUUGGUUUUAUUGACCUUUUUGGGCUUGAUAUUAUAUCGAUUUUAGAACUGGUAAGCUGUAAGUCAUUGAAAUAUGUACACAAUGGAAGUUUUCAUGUCUCGUAUUGAGGUGUUUCUGUUGUCGGUCUCUGUUUGAGUGUUUGACAUUCGUCACAAAAAUAUAGUAGCGUCUGGGGAGUAUACUUGCCAUAAAUCUUAAAAUGGUGGGGGGAGUGCAGCGUUGCUAGUUAUCGCUUCUUCGUUUGAAUACUAGCGCCUAUAGAGACAGGAGAUAACAAAUUUAAUCACACUAAAUUCUCUCUUCAUACUACAACAGUUACUACGACUCGUGGCGUAGUUGACUGUGCGUAUGAAUCUCACGUCAGCGACCCGGGUUCAAUGCCUGCAACGGUCGGCUUUUUUUAAUUCUGUUUUCUCAAAUGAUUUUCCGAAAAAUAUAAUUUUUAGGAAGAAGGUUCAUUUAGGCCGAUUAAGGUUAGAUGAUUUAAAAAAGUGUCCUUUUUUAUGCAGGAGGGAUAGUACUAAAAAGUACUGUCUUUUUAGGAAGAAGGUUCAUCUGGGCCGAGUAAGGUUAGAUGGCUUGAAAAAAGUAGUGUCCUUUUUUAUGAAGGAGGAAUCAGCUCAAGAUCGUCAAGUUAAAGAAAAUUAGCACAAUCGGGGAACAUUGAUAUAACUGACACGGGAUUACGCGAAGUCCCCCCUUCCCACUAUUCCAUUUUAUGACGCAGACUCCGCAGACGCAAGUAAAAAAUAUGAGCAUCUGCAAUUUAUCCUUUAUUAUUUUCAUUUUGCGUUUCCAUAGAGUCAAAUUCUAUUCCCAAAACCAUAGCACCAACCAGAGAUUAUAUCCGAUUGUAAAAACAAAAAAGCAACUGUAAUUAUUCAUCAGAUUUUCAACCAUUGCGUCAGCGAUUGUCAAUUUUUUUUUCGAUUGGCAUCACAUGUUUUUUUUUCUGUUGGAGAUUUUUUCUUGAUACAAUGAUGUAUGACAAGAGAAAUGUAAUUUUUAAUAUAUGAAGGGAAAUGCGAGACAUCGGGAAUACCCCUGAUGUUUUUAACACUUUGUUGAUGUUUUAAUAUGACUUUUAUAUUGACUAGGAGGGAACCAUUGACAUUUCAAAUAAUUCAUUAACGAAUUCAAUAUAGGUAUGUGGUGAGUUUUACCUAAGUAUCUUUCUGUAUAUGAUAUUAAUCGAUAUUUUUAUGCAAUCCGUUGUAUCUGAUCAAAUUUUAUUAUACCACAUUUUAUGAUCAAUUUUUACACAUUUCUGUUCUUUUGUAUUGUGAUCUUUAAUUUUAAGAGACUGUUUAAAUAGACUGUGAUGAUGUUUCUUGUCAUUUAUUUUAUUCAUUGGCUAAAUGAAAAUAAAUAUUUGUUUUCUCACCUA